This is a messenger RNA of Seriola dumerili (greater amberjack), 5406 nucleotides long. Its product is annotated as neurotrypsin-like. Gene Ontology annotation, molecular function: serine-type endopeptidase activity. Gene Ontology annotation, cellular component: membrane. Gene Ontology annotation, biological process: proteolysis. Bases 13 to 2799 code for a protein of 928 amino acids. Lineage: Eukaryota; Metazoa; Chordata; Actinopteri; Carangiformes; Carangidae. The record is from RefSeq and is a predicted model, not a curated record. The transcript is spliced from 14 exons.
GCUUCUCUGGCUAUGACACGGACACACCGGGCGGGAAGGAUGGCUCUAACCAGCCGGGAGAUGUUGUGCUUGAUCGGAACCUGCCUCUGGCUGCCGCUUUUGGCUGAGGUGGUGGCUGAGGACAGUUACUUAAACGAGGUGCAGAACUCAGUGCCUCUGUCCUGCUCUGAGGGAUUCACAGAGUUGGGAUACUACAACGGCACCGUGUCCCAGACGGACUCUGGCGCCCCCUGUCUGAAGUGGACCGACUUUCCAGACUAUGUCAUGCAGUACCCGGGCCGAGGGCUGGGCGACCACAGCUACUGCAGGAACCCGGACCGAGAGUCCAACCCCUGGUGUUUCUUCAGACAAAACUCUGGAGCCAUUGGCUGGGCCUACUGCGACUGCCACCAGGGUGCUGCUCGUCUCGUUGGCAGCUCGUCCUCCGGCAGCGGGCGGGUUGAGGUCUACCUGAAUGGCCAGUGGGGGGCAGUGUGUGACCCCCACUGGACAGACAGAGACGCCAGUGUGAUCUGCAGGCAGCUGGGCCUGGGGGACAUUGGCACGGCGUUGCAGCACUCGCAGUUCGGCUCGGGCUCCGGCCUCUUUCACUACGAGCGUCUGGGUUGCCGCGGUGAUGAGAACACCCUAAGUAAGUGCCGGAGCAGGACGUUCGUCACCGGCGACUGUAGCCAUGGAAACGAGGCCGCAGUGGUGUGUGCACCGCCAGAAGGCAGCGGCCCUCCGCUGCGUUUGGUCGGAGGCGAGGAAGACUUUGAAGGUCGAGUGGAGGUGUUUCACGCUGGAAGGUGGGGCUCUGUCUGCGAUGACCAGUGGGACGACAGAGACGCCGAAGUGGUGUGCAGACAGCUUGGUUUUGGGGGUGUGGCGAAGGCCUGGUCCUGGGCUCACUUCGGUCAGGGUUCAGGCCCGAUCCUGCUGGAUGCUGUGAAGUGCACAGGAAACGAGCUCUUCCUGGAUCAGUGUCCCCAUGGUGACUGGGAGCAGCACAACUGUGACCACAUGGAAGAUGCUGGAGUCUCCUGCAGCCCUUAUACAGAUGGCGUGGUGCGUCUGGUGGGAGGAGACAGUCCCUGGGAGGGUCGAGUCGAGGUUUUCCACAAUGGUGACUGGGGAACGGUGUGUGACGACCACUGGAGCCAGCAGCAUGCAGAGGUGGUCUGCAGACAGCUGGGCUACAGGGGUCACGCUGAGGUCGUGUCAGAUGGGACGUUCGGCGAGGGUGUCAGUCUGAUCCUCCUGGACGACGUCAACUGCGAGGGAUCUGAGACCUCCCUGCUGGACUGUCCACACGGGAUCUGGGGGCGGACCGACUGCUCCCACAGCGAGGACGUCGGGGUUCGCUGCAGGGGCCGAUCCAGCCACGAGACAAACGAGGUGCCGGUUAUCGCACCUUCCACAGGUCCCCUGGUGCGCCUUGUGGGUGGCAGCAGCAGGAAGGAGGGUCGAGUCGAGGUGUAUCUCCAUGGUGACUGGGGGAGUAUUUGUGACUCAGGCUGGAACGACCUGAACGCAGCUGUUGUGUGCAGACAGCUUGGACACAGUGGGGGAGCGGUAGCAGCCGGAGGGUUCGGUCAGGGGAAAGGGCCCAUCCACCUGGACCAGGUGAGGUGCACGGGGAAGGAGGAGUUCCUGGGAGAGUGUCCCUCUCUGGGACAGAGCGUCCAGGGCUGCAGGCGCAGGGAAGAUGCAGGGGUGAGGUGUGACGUCACGCCGCAGGAGUCUACGGUGCAGGUCAAGCCUCAAGAGCUGAGCUGUGGGCUGAGGAAGCUGGUGGAGGAGGACAGCAAGAGGAGGAACCAAGGAGAGGAAAACAUGCUCAGGACCACAUGGCCAUGGCAAGUGUCAGUGUGGCUUCAGUCCCAAGGAAAAGAUGGCGGUCCUCUCUGCAGCGGCACUCUGAUCAGCCCCUGCUGGGCCCUGACCUCAGCGCACUGUGUCAGCAGGUUCGGCCGCGAUCCUUCCAUGUACGUGGUGCGUGUCGGGGCGUCGGAGGAGACUCUCACCCCGGAGCAGGUGGUGGUUCACAGGAAGUUUAAGGGGGAGAGCGGAGGUCAUGAUUUGGCUUUGUUGAAGCUGCCCAGCACCAAAGGUCACUGUCUGACCUUUGACCCUAACACUAACGCGGCAUGCCUUCCUGCUGCAGACACAGCAUCGGGGGGAAUCGUGCCAUCUUCUUGUGUUGUCAUGGUUACCACUGGCUGGACAGGACCAGACUCAGUUCUUGCAUCCUGGGUCCCUUUGAUGUCGUCAUGGCAAUGUAAGAAGCGCUAUGGCGACAGCUUCUCCAGCCACGGCACACUGUGUGCCGGCAGCCCUCCAGACACCAGUCUCCUCCAUGGCGACAGUUGUCAGGGCAACUCUGGUGGUGGGCUGGUGUGUCAGAAGGAGACGGGUCGAUGGGUCCUCACUGGAGUCGUUGCCGGGGGUUACAGCUGCUCUGACCCCUCCUCUCCUGCGCUCUACACUCGAGUCAGCCGCUUCAGGAGCUGGAUCGACGAGGUCAUCAACGUGCAAGUGCGUCCGGAGGAACCGCACACGCACACACAGACACAAGAAGAUCUGACACACAACGAUCUAACGCACACACACAGCGAGGGCAAAGAUAAAUACUUCCACACGCACGGCAAGCUCAAACACACGCACGACCAACCACAGACAAAUGAAAUCAGUGAGAUUAAACUGAAACACACACACACUCAUCACUCACACACUGAUCAGCACGUUAACACACACACUAAGAGCCCACAAACCCACCGUGUAGGGGAAUCAGACACAAACACACAAAUUCUGGUCUGAUUGAGGCCGUGCCAUUGGCUUACCAUCUGUGCCAUGUGACCGCCUGAGGAGGAGGAGGAGGAGGACAAAACUUAACUUUGACAGCAAAAGAAAAGAAAGAUGCUCUUAGCUUAAGUCAGUAAAAAACGGCAGUCUCUGUGCUCAUUUCAAAUCUGAACUCAGUGUUGUGAAUCCCAAGUGUUUGCGGUUGCUAAGCAUCAGAUGAGCAGUGUGGGCAGACCCUCCCAUCACUGCCAGGAUGUCAGCGUGUGUGGGUGAUUUGUGGUGCUGUACAUGUGAGUUGCAGUCCGUUAAGAGCCAGAACAAUGACUGACGGGUCGGCGACAUUUAAGGUUGAGCCCUGGCAGAUUUAUCAGCGUGCCGAUGAGGGCCUUUCACUGAUACUGAAAAUCCAAAAAAUCAGCAUGGCAUGUAUUUUAAUGACAAUAGCGUUAGCAUCAAAACAUUCGGGGGGACAUUUCUAAGACGGUCACACAAGAAUCUAUGCUAAAAUUCACCUAUUAAUGUGUCUGCUGUGUGAGCUGUUAGAACAAACUAGUAUAAAGGCUGACUGCGUAUCAUCCCUGUCCCUCUGAGAUUAUUAGUGUAGAUAAACCCCAAACUCCUGCAGCGGGUGAGGCAGGCUUGGACAAAAAUUCAGAUGUGGGUGAUGUUGCUUUUUCAAACAGGGCUCCUCUCUUCAGGCUGUUGUCUUAUACCUUUACUGGUGAAAGUGCUGUUGUUCGUUCAGACCCAUGACUAAGCUAUUUACCUUGGGACCACAUCAGUGAUUCAGCAUGUUUUGCCUUCUUACCAGUGAUGUAAAAUUUACCCUGCUGCUGACUGUUCUGAAAGUCAUGCUGUCGUUUCCAGAGCAAACGCUGGACAAAAGAGAACCUCAAAGCCUAUAAUGACGUCAAAUACACACAUGGGAAUUUAAUGCACAAAUGUCGUUCCCAAGUCCCAAUUAUGUAUCACAAAAGCUGAGGGUGAAUCAAUACAGAGAGCAAUUGGGAAAUCAAAAUAAUGGAGACACAUAUCAGAGGUAAAAAAAAAAAAAGGGAAGGAAAUGCUGCACAAAUACUGGGAGAGCUUCCACGACUGCAUCAGUCCGUGGUCAAAAAGCUCCUCAAAACUCACUGUGUAGGAUUGCUUUUAAUGUUUAACUGCUACCUAGUGCGCUCUUAUUAUUCUUUGUUUUUAGUUUUUCUUAUGUAUUAUCCUCUGUGGGAACCAUCUUUGGGAAUCUCGAAAAGUUUUCUCCAAAUAAAGAAUUAUUAUUAUUAUUAUUAUUAGUACCUACUACCUUCAAACACAUCAGGAAACUAUAAGGUAAAGGCAGCCACUUCCUGAUACAGCAGCCAUUGUUAAGGGUUUACACAUUGUAAAUAAUGACUUUAUUUGUGGUUAGUAAAUAGUUCAAGUGUAUGACAAGAACAACUUUUGUGUUGCCAUUUAUAAUUACAGUUUUUGGUUUUUGGCCACCUUGCACCUCAGACUUGUGUCGUAAAUGCAGCAAUCUUCUCAAGUACUUCCUACUUCCCAGGUAGCUUUUUGGUUACCUCUGAUGUUAAUGCAAUAUGGGAGAUCAAUCCACAGACUUGAAACUUGUGGAAUCCAUCACAAGAAACGUUAAAUCUUCAGUUAUUUUUGUCGGUUUCAUUAUUGUCGAGAGCUAAUGCAGUGCAGAUCAAUUACACUGCAUUACCUCACAACAAUAACGGACCUUUUAAAAAUAAUCGCGCAGGUUUUAAAGGUCCGUUCAUUGAUUUCUAUUCCAAAGGGAAAACAAAAAAAAACUGCUGCCCGGAAAACUGAAACACUACAAUAUGGUUUUGUCAGCAGUUACAUCAAGUGUACACAGUUUGUUGUGUUUGUAGUUAAGGAGGUAAAACAUGCAAAAAACCCCCCCCCACAAAACUGGUGUGGUGCUUCAAAAUUGUACAGGACAAUUCUCUCCUUUCAAAGCCAUUGGAAGCUGACUGUCGGGUCACAAAAUAUCUUUUUGUACUGAUUCCAGCAGAUGGCGCUAGAUAGCUAAAUGAGUAGGCAGAUAGACGGGUAGAUAGCUACUACUCCAGAGUUUAGAUAGUGUGUGUACUGCAUUCAUUCUUGACUGAAUUAGGUAGCUGAACUGUUGAAGUUUAAUGUUGUCUGUUCUCUUGUUCGCUGAGCAGAUGUGUGAUCCAACCACAAGAUGGCGACAUUGCUCUAUUUUCACAGGGCCACCGGCCGUUGGAUAAUGUGGCCCUGAUGGUUCUUUUUUAUACUCUUGCUAUUAAGUGUACGGACUUGACUUGUGCUUUGAUGUACUGUGAACCACUGUGUCGUGAAGCAUCUUGUAACCUGCGACUGCUGUUUCUCCAACAUGGACCUGUCCGAUGCCUGUUGUUAUGAUCCUGUACAUAAACUCAAGCCUAUCACUUACUCCUUCCUUCCUGAGACUUUGAUGUUUUACCAUGCAGAUCCUGUAGGUUAAUGUAAAUACUGUAUGUCUACAGCUGGACGGUGAGGGAGCAGAGUAAAGUGUUUCAGAUGUAGGCCUACUUUACCUGUGUUAAACCCAUCGUCUGUUCCUCAGUGUAAUGUGCUGAAUCAUGGUUGAGUAUUAAAACAUAUACCUGGUGA